Molecule: messenger RNA, 1026 nt
Organism: Lasiodiplodia theobromae
Lineage: Eukaryota; Fungi; Ascomycota; Dothideomycetes; Botryosphaeriales; Botryosphaeriaceae
Product: Heat repeat protein
Exons: 2
Coding region: 1-1026 (341 amino acids)
Biological process (GO): peptidyl-hypusine biosynthetic process
Molecular function (GO): deoxyhypusine monooxygenase activity
Source: RefSeq, a predicted model, not a curated record
AUGGCGCCUGCUGCUGUCGAUACCACCGCCGUUGGCGACAACGGCGCUCCCGAUGCGACCGUCCUUGCGCUGCGCAAGACGCUCGUGAAUGAGGCAGAGCCUUUGGCGCGUCGGUUCCGCGCUCUCUUCUCGCUCAAGUACCUGGCGUGCCAGGCCCCGGCAACGGCGCAGACGCUGCAAGCCAUCGACGCUAUCGCCGCCGGCUUUAGCUCCUCGUCGGCGCUGCUUAAGCACGAGCUGGCCUACUGUCUCGGUCAGUCGCGCAACCCACACGCCGUGUCAUACCUGCGCCAUGUGCUCGAGGAUAAGCAGGAGGACGCCAUGUGCCGCCACGAGGCCGCUGAGGCCUUGGGCGCCCUUGGCUACGAGGAGAGCCUGGACCUGCUCCGCCGCCUGAGGGACGCGCCCGAUGAGCUCGACGUCAUCACCGAGACCUGCGACAUUGCCGUCGCUAGGAUUGAGUGGGAGCACUCCAAGGAGAGGGAGGCUGAAAAGCUCAAGCAGAGCGACUUCACAUCCAUUGAUCCUGCCCCUCCGAUGCCGCAGGACUCCCAGCAGCCCUCCAUCGAGGAGCUGGAGAAGGCCUACUUGGACACCAAGCUGCCUCUGUUCAAGCGCUACCGCGCCAUGUUCGCCCUCCGCGACCUGGCCUCGCCGCCCGACCUCCCCACUGCGGUCCCCGCUGUCAAUGCCCUUGCCAAGGGCCUGAGCGACUCUUCUGCCCUGUUCCGUCAUGAGGUUGCCUUCGUCUUUGGCCAGCUGUGUCACCCAGCAUCGAUUCCUGCUUUGACCGCUUGCUUGAGCGACACCAACGAGGCCGGCAUGGUCCGCCACGAGGCUGCUGAGGCUCUUGGCAGCCUAGGUGAUGAGGAGGGUGUUGAGGAUACCUUGAGGAAGUUUGUGAACGACCCCGAGCAGGUCGUUAGGGACAGCAUCAUUGUCGCGCUCGACAUGGCCGAGUUUGAGAAGAGCGGCCAGGUUGAGUACGCCAUUGUUCCUGGCAAGGAGGAGGAAGUGGUUGCCUGA